AAGAUGCGAGCAGAAAAUGUCGGGAAUCGUCGUCCACAUUCGGAGGAGUCGGGCGUUGCUUUCACCGGAAAAGCAAUUGCAAAGGAAGGUAAUGGCGGUGUUGUCGACAUUGGCGAGAGCGAAGCUGCCUACCUUGCUCGAGUUGCACUUGCUGGUCUUCGAACGAAUCGAGUUAACGUUGUCCAAGAUGCAAAUCUCAGCGACCAAGUAGGAAGUAGUAGAGUCCAGCAACUAUGCCCGCCUGGACCAUUUGCCGUUUCAUUCAGUCUUCCCGGACCUGUUGACCCCCGUCUCUUUUCUCCUCAUUUCCAGCAUGAUGGACUCCUCGAGAUCGUUGUUCUCAAAUCGAGCAAAUUCAGCAAAAAGUGAAAAAUCAAAGCACAUCCAAAGCUAGUGUAAUUGAGUUGAACAAUGAUGACGGAGAUGUAACUGGCGAUGGUCCGAUGGAGAACAGGAGUGAUACAAAUUCCAAUGGUGUUUCAGCCCUUCGAUCUAGGGUUUGUCUUUUAAUUUCCUACUGUAACUUAAAUCGUCAAGGGUGGUUGAGGAUUUAAGUUUUGAGAAUGUUUUCCAGCAGAAGGAUUUUCGUAUUGUGAAAUAAAGAACGCGUGUGAAGCCUUCAGAGUGAUUCAAAAUUAUCUUUAAUCUUGUUUCACUUUUUUAACUUUC
Molecule: messenger RNA, 669 nt
Organism: Pyrus x bretschneideri (Chinese white pear)
Lineage: Eukaryota; Viridiplantae; Streptophyta; Magnoliopsida; Rosales; Rosaceae
Product: increased DNA methylation 3-like
Exons: 3
Coding region: 4-369 (121 amino acids)
Cellular component (GO): nucleus
Source: RefSeq, a predicted model, not a curated record